AUGGAGGGCGUGAAAAGGUUCACUGGCAGGGAGCUAGAGCAAGCAACCAACAAGUUCCACCGUGAAAACUCUCUCGGUAGAGGCGGCUUCGGCACAGGCUACAAGGGUCAAAUCGAUGGCCAACCAGUUCUUGUGAUGAAGCUCAACCCGGACACUAGCCGGCAGGCAGGCGAGCGUUUUCUCCGCGAAGUGACAGUUCUUACACGCGCCGACCACCGCCACAUUGUGAGGCUCAUAGGCUACAAUGCUGAGGCGCGCUGUAUCGUGUACGAGGCACUCCCUGGCGGCAAUCUCGAGGACAGGUUGGCGACUGAGGCUGGGCGCAAGUCUUUGAGGCAAAAAGACCGCCUCCGCAUUGCAGCUGAGGUGGCGGAGGCGCUAGUGUUCCUGCACCGCCUGGACUACCCCAUCCUGCACCAGGACGUGAAGCCCGCCAAUGUUAUGCUGGACGACGAUCUCAUUAGCAAACUCGGAGGAGUGGGUCUGGCGAAGUUCCUACCAGUCAAUGACUCGUCGAUUUGGGGCACUGUGGGAUAUAUUGACCCCCUGCUACUGCGGACAGGCAAGUAUGGCCCUCAGUCGGAUGUCUAUGGGCUUGGGUUGGUGGUGCUGCAGUUGUUGACGGGAGAGAAGGUGAACAAGGUGCUGGAAUACGCCAAGUUCGGGCUGGAAGGAGUGCUGGAGCACCUUGACAAGGAAGUCACAUGGAACGAUAAGAUCGUUCGUGAUGUUGCUGAGCUGGCGUUGAGGUGCCGUGACAAGGCGAACCGGCCUGACCUGGAGUCGGUGGUGCUGCCAGCACUGCAGAUCCUGGCCAAGGACACGGCCCUGGAUCUGGAUCAAGAUGGGGCGCCGCCUCCCAGGCAAGCAGCAGGAGGCUCGGGUGCAAGGGGGGGAGGAGGGAGAGGAGGACAUGCGGGAGGGAGAGGGGCAGGGCGUGGGGCAGGGGAGGAUGCACACAAGGCGACACAGGCCAGCGCAGCAAAGAAGUCAACGUCCAUCACAAGGAUCAAGAUGGAACCGGGGUUUCCGGUGCACUUAUUUUCGGACGUUCUCACAGCAGCUGCUAAAGCAGCUACGAAGCUCAAGAACGUCGACGUGAACCUUGAUCCGAAUGAUGCUCGUUUGAAAGAAAUGGUCAAUACUGGAACGUCGUCUGGCAGACCGGCAAACGACGGAGAGAUGCGCCUGGAGGCAACAAGAGCAAUGCUUGAAUCCAUACGGACAACGCAAGACAGCGAUAACAGCUUCGCUCCAUCCGUUCUCAGUCCUCGCUCAUUUGCCGAAGUAGCAUCGCCUACUGGAACUGCGGAACCCAGCUCAUUGCCAGAAACGUCUGACUCCGCCAACAUUAUUUCUAAGGCUCUGGAUGAUGCGCCGGCUGAAAAGUCAGGGAAAGACACCGUUAGUUAUGGCACACCAGAUCGACCUUUUGGCACAAGAAGGAGAAGGUCAAGCAUGAACGAUGAGCCACCUCCUGAGUUUCUAUGUCCUAUCACAUGCGAACUGAUGGCGGAUCCAGUCAUGGUUGUCACGGGACAAACUUAUGAGAGGAGCUCCAUCAGACAGUGGAUAAGUGAGGGCCAUCGUACAUGCCCUAUUACAAGGAUGCCUCUUGGGAACAUUGAGCUGGUGCCUAACUAUGCACUAAGAAACGCCAUUCGAGCUUGGGCACAAAAGCGGGGCAUCGAGUUGAAGGAGCCUGAGUUCUUUCCGCCACCUCGCAUAAGCGGAGCGCAAUAUAAGACAGCUAAUAAUGCCUCGGCACCAUCACAGAUCCCUACCUGGGACAAUGCUCUGCCAGACAGGAGGAGCCCUCCCAUGCUGGCUGUUACGCAGCUGUUCGUUGGUUCAACUGCUGACAAGGACGCAGCUGUUGCUCAGCUUGCAACAACUGCAAGUGAAGAUGGGGAAAAUGGGAGGGUUUCAGUUGUACAGGCUGGUGCAAUCCCACCCCUCAUCAUGGUUCUGCUUGAAGGCUCUGAUUUUGCCAAGGAAACGGCAGCAAGAUGCAUCCGCUUUCUUUCCAGGAGCAACAACCCGAUCAUUACACAAGGUUCUGCAGCAGCUAUCCCAGCUUUGGUCCGACUACUUUCUGUGGGGUCUCAAGCUGCAAAGGAGGCCGCAUGUGGCGCUCUUGUCAACCUUUCAGCCAAGACGGAUGUCAACAAGUUCCAGAUUGCAGUUGCUGGAGGAAUACUUCCACUAGUUUCUCUUCUUGACUUCAACCAGCCAAAUGCCUCAAGGACCUCGUAUGAGUGCGCAUCAGCAGCACUGUGCAAUCUUGCUUUUGACAAUGAGAACAGGCUGAAGAUUGCUGCAGCCGGUGCCAUCCCUUUGCUUGUCCAGAAGCUGGAGAAUAUGCCACUCACGCCCUUGGAAGCUUGGCCUGUGAAAUUAAUGAGAAUGGGGAGAAAAUUGUUCAGGCUGGAGCUGUGCCAGUGCUGCUUGCAGCACUUCAGAACGGGUCUCCUUGGAGUAAAGAAGCAGCUGCACGGACACUUCGUAACUUAUCAUUCUUUGAGAACCUGCGAGAACCGUUGCUUUCAGCUGGAGCGAUCGAUGUUUUGA
This is a messenger RNA of Closterium sp. Naga37s-1, 2571 nucleotides long. Lineage: Eukaryota; Viridiplantae; Streptophyta; Zygnematophyceae; Desmidiales; Closteriaceae. The record is from the annotation of a GenBank genome assembly.